Mya arenaria is the source of this 1486-nucleotide messenger RNA. Its product is annotated as decorin-like. The coding region runs from base 50 to 1288 and encodes 412 amino acids. The transcript has 2 exons. Gene Ontology annotation, molecular function: protein binding. Lineage: Eukaryota; Metazoa; Mollusca; Bivalvia; Myida; Myidae. The record is from RefSeq and is a predicted model, not a curated record.
UUAUGUGCCAUCGAGAUCAUUUUUAGGACGCUCGUGCAGGAAUACGAUCAUGGACAAUUUACAAAAGCAGGUUGUAUUGCUCCUUGGAUCACUUUCUGUGGUCCAAUGUUUUAUUCUCACAACCGGCCCAGAGUGUUUCCAAUCCUGCUACUGUAGACAAGGUAUGAUAGACUGCAGAAACCGUAACCUUGACAACGUUCCAAACUUUGACGUCACACCGGAAAUUGCGUCAGCUUUGUUGACGAAUGACAGAGUCUUGAAAGUCCAGCUCGAUAGAAAUAAUAUACAGACUAUUGGCAGUCAAGCAUUCACAAACUUGACCUCUGUGAAUGCACGCUACUUUUUCUUCUAUUUGGGCAAUAAUCGCAUUUCUGAUAUUGACAUUGCAGCUUUCAAGAGUUUUGAAAGUAAAGUGCUUCAGGUGUUUUUACAAAAUAACAGAUUGGUACAAGUUCCGAAUGAAAUUACCCAGUUGCUUGUCACCAAUUUAGACCUGUCUGGCAACCCUCUAACAAACUUCGAUGCUCUCGCCGACAAGAGCAUCUAUCAAAUGACUUUAGGCCUGGGUUCGGUGUCUACAUGGCCACAGUCUUUGUCGAAUACCACCGUGACUCAAUCGUUCCAAGUUCAAGGUUACGAUGCCAAUGCUCUGAACGGUUUCAUUCGCUCGUCAUCACUUAAAACGUUGAUUUUAGCAGAAACAAAUCUUGUCAAUCUGAGCUAUUUAAACUGUGAGAAGUCCUUCAACUUUUCAUCUCUUUCGGACAUGUUCCUUCGAAACAAUGAGCGAUUAGAUGUUGACUCCCUCUUUCAAUGUAACGGAACCUUACACCUUCAGCAAAUCUCGAUCCGAGGAUCACACCUUCAAUCCAUCCCCUUUGGUCUCUCUCGGUUGGGCAGCUUGUUGAAAAUAGACCUCUCAAACAACAGUAUAACAACUAUCGGCGACUCGGAUCUGAAAGGUCUGGUCAAUCUCGAACAACUCUUCAUAUCUCACAACCCGAUAGAGUCAAUAUCGCUCCACGCCUUCGACAACAACGUUCAUCUAAGCACCGUCCAGUUUCUCGAUACGGCUUUAUCAACGUUUCCACUCGCCGUUACCUCGCUACAAAGUCGUCCCCUCAACCUGGCGUUUACGUACCCCAUGUACGUGCAGUGCCGAUGUGACGUCCUAUCCGAUCUUGCCCAAAUAAACGGGACGAAGACACUCAACAGGAUAUAUUGUAUAUCACAGGCAACGAUCGACGUCCCGACGGCGUUUGAUGACAUUCUUUCGAAGUGCCCAUGAUAGUGUUUUUUUCGUGAUGUGUUGAAUAGCUUUUUCCAAUGUCUGUGCCAUUUUCAUAAGAAACUUGUCUAUGAUUUACGGGAUUUAGUGAUGUUUUGUUUAAUAAUUGUACAUACAAUUAAUGGGCAUUAAUCUGUCUAUUUAAAUACACGUAUAAAAUCGCUGUAACCCUGAUAUUUCUAUUUGUAAUAUCUUAAC